Messenger RNA from Drosophila teissieri, 783 nucleotides. Its product is annotated as cytidine deaminase. The record is from RefSeq and is a predicted model, not a curated record. Gene Ontology annotation, molecular function: zinc ion binding; cytidine deaminase activity. The transcript has 2 exons. NCBI's taxonomy places the organism in Eukaryota, Metazoa, Arthropoda, Insecta, Diptera, Drosophilidae. Gene Ontology annotation, cellular component: cytosol. The coding region runs from base 128 to 640 and encodes 170 amino acids.
CACAAACUGUCCAUUUGCCAGCGGACGUUCAAAGGAGAAACACUGAGCCACGCACUCACCUUGCUAAAAAUAAAUUAAAAUUUAAGAAAAGAGGCGUGCCUCCAUUGACCAAAAGAUAUUAACUAUUAUGACACAUCUGACCAAAAAUUUUGCACGUCCGGAGAAGAAUGAGGAGGUUGUGACCUUCGGCAGUCUGGAUCCGUCGGUUCAAGAACUUCUGACAGCUGCUUUCCAAGUGCGUCAGCGGGCAUACGUUCCAUAUAGUGGCUUCAAAGUGGGAGCAGCUUUUCGCGCCAAGGUCGGCGGACAGAUCUUCACCGGCUGUAAUGUGGAAAACGCUGCCUUUACGCCGUGCUCUUGUGCUGAGAGAACGGCCAUUGCCAAAGCCGUAAGCGAGGGAGCCACCGAAUUUUCCGCAGGGGCUGUUUUGGCCUACGAACCUGAUGUAUUCACCACUCCUUGCGGUGUUUGUCGUCAGUUUAUACGCGAGUUUGCCAACGAGGAUAUACCCAUCUACGUGGCCCAAGCUUUCGAUGCAAGGAUUUCUGAAAAGAAGGAUCUCUUGCAGAGCGAUGAUCCCGUUCUGUGCACCUCAAUCUUUAAUCUGUUGCCGAGCAGUUUUCACACCUAUCGAAAGUAAUGCCCACUGCAGGCAUGAAUCGCAAAGAGACAGAAGGGAGCUAGUUCAAGGUUGUUUCUCAACCCCUUACUGCCUCGGGUAAAUAGUCUAAUCAAUAUAAUUAUAAUCUUAUCACUUGCAAUAAAGAAAAUUACACUACUUAA